Molecule: messenger RNA, 399 nt
Organism: Salvia splendens (bonfire salvia)
Lineage: Eukaryota; Viridiplantae; Streptophyta; Magnoliopsida; Lamiales; Lamiaceae
Product: ethylene-responsive transcription factor ERF011
Exons: 2
Coding region: 1-399 (132 amino acids)
Biological process (GO): regulation of DNA-templated transcription
Molecular function (GO): DNA-binding transcription factor activity; DNA binding
Source: RefSeq, a predicted model, not a curated record
AUGGGUAGUCCAGAUUUUGCUAUUAAGUUACUCCCUCUAUCCCCCCAAAAUUACGUCAUUGGCAAAUUCACAAAUUCAAUUCGUUUGAGAACGAAUUCUUCGUUGAGCUCCGAGAAUCUGAGCAAGCGGAAGCAGGCGGCGGAGAAGAAGCCCUGCCGCGGGAUUCGGAUGCGCAAGUGGGGGAAAUGGGUGGUGGAGAUCAGGGAACCCAACAAGCGCUCCAGAAUCAGGCUUGGCUCCUACUCCUCCCCAGUCGCCGCCGCCCGCACAUACGACACCGCCGUCUUCCUCCUCCGCGGCCCCACAGCCUCAACUUCCCCGACUUCGUCCCCCGAGUACGGCCACCAAGACCUCUCCACCUCCGUUUGGUUUGGUUUGAAUAAUUUGAGCUUCUAUUGA